AUGGCCGCAUGCGCUCGAGGCAGCGCAUGGCCCAUGGCACUCCGGUUCCUGCAGGCGACCUCGUCGUCAUCCACCGAAGCCGGCGAUGACAUCAGCUACACUUCAGCGAUCGAUGCAUGUGCCAAAGGCAGCGAGUGGGUGCGAGCUUUCGGCCUUUUUGCACAGAUGCUGAGACAAAGGAUCCCAGCUACUGCCGUAAGCUUCAAUGCCACGAUCACCGCGGCGGCAGAAGGUUUUGCCUGGCUACAUGCUCUGUUCUUGCUGGCUGAAAUACAGCGUUCUGGACUGCUGCCAACGCUUCCGAGCUUUUGUGCGGCCAUGACCGCAUGCGCCCGUGGCCAGGCAUGGGAGCAAGCUCUGAAUGUGUUGAAUGAGCUUUCCCUCCAUGAGCUUCAGCCAGAUGCUGUGGCCCUCGGUGCUGCGUGCUUCGCGUGUGAAUGCGGGUCCCAGUGGCGAGGUGCGCUGAGUCUGUUCGAUGCUGCUGGCGCUGCGCUGCAGGAUGCGGUGGUGACUACAGCAGCGAUAGCGGCGUGUGCUGAGGCCGGACAGUGGGAAGCAGCUCAGCAGCUCUGGGUGCAGAUGCACCGGACAGGCGUUCCUCCGACUGCAACGACCUACGAAGCCCUGGCCGCAGCAUACAGCCGCGCUCAUCGAUGGCAGGAAGUUCUGACACUGCAGGCUCACAUGCAAGAAGCCAGCUUGGCACCAAGCGCUGGUAUGCUCGUCAUCAUCGGCAGAGGCUUUGGGCAGUCUUUCCACUGGGCCAAGGCCUUGGCGCUUUUGGCAAAGUGUCAGGAAGCUUCUGUACGGGGCGCAGUCGCCGCAGAAUGUGCUCGCAGUGCCAUGUGGGCGCAUUCACUGGCUGGCAUGGCUUCCAUGCAGCGGAAACAGGUGCCCCUGGAUGCAGUGGCAUUCAGAUGUCUGACGUGUGCCUGUUCGAGAUCGCAGCAAUUGGGCAGGGCUUUGCCGCUUCUUUCUUCCAGUCAAGUCGGCAGGCCACUGCCGCCCUCGCCGCCUCCCUCAGCCAAAGCACGCGAGCACGAGCCUUCGGAUGGCGGACACAAGGCGAUGUGA
This is a messenger RNA of Symbiodinium sp. CCMP2592, 1074 nucleotides long. NCBI's taxonomy places the organism in Eukaryota, Dinophyceae, Suessiales, Symbiodiniaceae. The record is from the annotation of a GenBank genome assembly.